UAAAGCGCACACGCGUUUCAAAUUUGGAAUGUUACGAUGUAAAAAUAAUAAAAUGCGAAGUUAUUCUUUUAAUUUCUGGCCAGUGUUGUUAUUUAUGAAGUGAUAAGACUAGAUCUUGCAUUGUCUAUGCCUGAUUUCAGUGUGAUAAACUAAAUAGGUUGUGUUUCGUCAUUGCUUGAGUAUUAUUUUUAGAGUUGUUAAAGUCAGUUGGUGCGACUGGUCUUAAUUUAGCAAUGCACAUCAGUGUUGAAAGCAGCAUAGGGACUUUUUAAAAUGCGAAAAAAGAGAAAAACGACAAUAAAAUGUAAAUAUUUACCAAGCAACAAAAUCAAUUUAUCAAUGUUAAUCCAUAGACAACAAGAUGUGCUCACAAAAACCAGACAGAGACUGGGUUUAGUGUAAUGAACAAUAACAAAACGUACUUGACAUUUAAGAUUUAAAAAUAAAACAAGAGUUGAGCGGACGACAAAAACAUCUUACCCGUUCGGAAAGCAAACCUCGGACCUUUUAAAAUCGAAAAACAAAUAAUUAAUCUACGUUUAAGGUGAUUGCUUUUAUUUAAACAUUUUGGGGACUGCCGCCUUUUCUGUUUAUUUAGCUGCCUCCAAAGGGUAUUUGAAAAACAGAACAGUGAAAGAAAACAAAACCCGAUCGCAUUUACCAGAAAGACUACCAAUUUAAAUUUAAGAAGCACCAUUAAAAGUUAAAUAAACUAAUAUUCAAAAUUUAAAAACGAACAAUUUUUCAGAUGAUAUUCUAAAUUGAAAAAAAAAUAUUCAAAUGAAAUGUAAAAAAUAGUGACGUGCAGUGCGAUUCGAAAAAGUGAUCGAUAGUUUUUUAAUCUGUGCUGAAGUGUAGUGUCAAAGUGGCAGGAGACGAGCAUCUGGACAUGCUGGGGGGCCCCGAAUGGGGGCAGCGGGAAGCGACCCCCCCUAGAGAUGCUCCCCUGCCGAGUUUUGGCUUCACACAGGAGCAAGUCGCGUGCGUUUGUGAGGUUCUCCAACAAGCUGGAAAUAUCGAGCGUCUAGGCAGGUUCCUAUGGUCUCUGCCGGCGUGCGAGCGACUCCACGCCCACGAGUCGGUGCUGAAGGCGAAAGCCAUGGUGGCCUUCCACAGAGGGAACUUCAAGGAACUUUACAGACUGUUGGAAUCCCACACGUUCAGCCCGCACAAUCAUGCCAAUCUUCAGGAUUUGUGGUUGAAAGCACACUACAUGGAGGCCGAAAGGUUGCGGGGCAGGCCGUUGGGCGCCGUCGGGAAGUAUCGGGUGCGGCGUAAAUUCCCGUUACCCAGGACUAUAUGGGAUGGAGAGGAGACAUCUUACUGUUUUAAGGAAAAGUCCCGGUCGGUGUUACGAGACUGGUAUCUCCACAACCCGUAUCCAUCCCCGCGGGAAAAACGGGAAUUGGCCGAAACGACCGGGCUGACAACUGUACAGGUUUCAAAUUGGUUUAAAAACAGAAGACAAAGGGACAGGCAGGCAGAACAUAAAGAUAGCGGCGGCACCGGCGACAAGCAGUUGGAUUCCUCCACGGACGACGACAGUGACGCCCCCCACCAGCCGUCACACGCGCCCCCCGCGCACGCCCCCCAACCCCUCUACCCCCUUUACGAACACCCCCUAGCACAUUUACAGUAUCACCAUACGUGACCUUAUUAAAUAUGUACAUACUUAUAUAAAUUUAAACAAUAAUUUCUUAAUAUUUUAAAUUAUUUACCUAAUUAAUUUUUAUGACAAAUUUAAGAAAGAAAGGUCGGUCUGAAUUGAUUCUCAUAAUGUCAGAAUAUUAUGUGGCAUAAUUUGAAAACCGCAUAAUUUUUUUGGCAUAAAUCAUUUCGGAGAAAAGAUAAUUAUGCCAACUGCCAAUUAUGCCAUUUGACAGGACCAAAAAACAUGAACCUUUUUUAACCCUAACCUAACCCUUCUUUUCUUCAUUCAGAGUUCCAAACAGUUCCUGUAAUCAAUGAAUACUUAUAAAUCAAAACAUUAAAUAUCAUAUCAUACCCACCUACAAAGAAAAUAUAUUAUUUACAGGAUAAUGAAAAGGAACUUUAUAUUAUUAUUUUCCACGUCAAAAACCAUUUUAUUCAUUAUUUUAUUUCAUUACAAGAUGCAAAAUUCAAUAUAUGGACAUGACGAUAAUCUUUAUCGGGUACAAUGGUAUACAAAUUAAAAAAUAUUUCACUAUCUUUUAACUGAUUCAUGAAUAUAAAUGCUGUGUAUAUUUAAAAGAACCUGUUUAUUAUUAAAAAAGAAACUAUUAUAACCAGUAUGCAUAUUAAAUGAUAUGUGACGUUGUAAAAAAAAUGUUAAAUGAUUCAUACAAAAUUAUUAUUUUUUUAAUUUCUGCGGUUUCAACAAUAUUUAAUCAUUCAUUUCUUUUGUAAUUGGUAUCAUUCUGGACAACUGCACAUUGCAACUUAUAUAAGUAAGUAAUUAUUAAUUGCAGUUGUAAUUUAUAUACAUUAUGCAUUUAUUUCAUACAAAAAAAAUAUUUCUUAACAAUAAAAUAGAUUCUUUUAUUAAUAUAAUUAAUUUAUAACUUUUAUUGUAUAAGUUCAUAUGCCAUCUUAUUUAUAUUAAUAGAACACAAAAUAUGCGUAAGUUUCCGAGAAAAUCACAUACCAAACAAUUACAAUAAAAUGACACCCUCUCCUAAAAUGUAAAUAUAACUUUGCGUAAAAUAUAAAAUUUGAUACUAAAAUCAUAAUUAUGCAUUAUUUUUUCGCAUAAUUAGAAAAAUAUAGUCAUAUAGUCUGAAUUUGUGAUCUAAUAUUGCUUCCUUGUAAAAUUAUAUUGAAAUAAAGUAAUAUUGUGUCGAUUGUUUAGUUAGAUUUUUUUUUUAAUUGUAAUUUAUUUAACUGCCCAAAAGGAGUUUGUUGAAAGUGCAUUUUAAUAUUUAACUUAAUUGUCUUUACCUGAACUUUAAUUUGUAAAAUUAAUUUCAAUUAUAAACACAUUGCUACAAGGAGGUAAUGCAAUUAUGUUCGAAUAUUUUAUAUUUAUUUAUUUAACUUUGUAGACGCGUUUAUAAAUAAAAUUAAUUUUGCAAAGAUUUUGUAAAACAAUGUUGUUUUAUCUUUUUGCA
This is a messenger RNA of Amyelois transitella, 3089 nucleotides long. RefSeq names its product homeobox protein six1a. Gene Ontology annotation, biological process: regulation of transcription by RNA polymerase II. The record is from RefSeq and is a predicted model, not a curated record. Gene Ontology annotation, molecular function: RNA polymerase II cis-regulatory region sequence-specific DNA binding; DNA-binding transcription factor activity, RNA polymerase II-specific. Gene Ontology annotation, cellular component: transcription regulator complex; nucleus. NCBI's taxonomy places the organism in Eukaryota, Metazoa, Arthropoda, Insecta, Lepidoptera, Pyralidae. The transcript has 7 exons. Bases 890 to 1651 code for a protein of 253 amino acids.